ACCAUGGUCGAUGCUGCUGCUCGCUACUGUACGCCGGCGUAGUCAUCGAUGCAGAUGGGCGUUCGCCCUGCUGCUCGGCGGCCUCGUGUCCUGCAGCCUGCCAAUCUGCCUGCUGCGUUACUUUCUGCUGCUCGGGCCGCAGCAGCAGCUGGCUAGGAAUGGAGGCCCCUUCGACGAUCUCGACGACGAGGCGGUGGCGGCGGCGGCGAUGGCGGCGGAGGAUUACUCGCAGCUGCUGGCGAGGAUCGCGGCCGAUGCCACGGCGCCUCGUGCUGGAUCAGCAGCAGCAGCCUCGUCGAUCGCGUCGACCAGCAGUGGCGCCAGGCCUGCUGCUGCUGCUCUGCAAUACGCCGGCGCGUACAUGGCCGAACGUUAUCCCGGCAACGUGUCGUACUGCAGCUGGCAAUACGAUCUACCUGAGAAUCUGAACUACCAGGAACACCAGCUGUUGGGCAGUCCCGGCGCGACUCGUCCGUCGGCCACCCAGUACAGCGCCAACGGCACCGGACGCCAGUACCUCGUUCUGCCCAACGCCGUCAAGGCGCAAGGCGUCGACGACCUGCCCGAACUCACGCUCUGCAGCCACGCCACCGCCGACCAGGUCUACGACGUGGUUGAGCUCGCCCGACGCUGGGAGGGUCCCAUCAGCCUGGCCGUCUUCGUGCCCUCGACCGACGCCGCCCUCGCCGUCGACUUUCUCGAGCGAGCUUGCCGCUGCGAGCCCGCCAUGAUCAGGGUCUCCGUCCAUCUCAUCUUCCCACGCAACCGUCCAGCCAAAUUAUCGUCGAGUGCCGUGACCACGCCGUUCAAUCAGCUGAUCGCCAACGACUCUGCCUCGAACGCCGCCGACCCCACCGAGCAAUCCUUGUCCUCGUGCUCGAUCGGCGAGAUCCAAGCCUCGGCCUCCUCGGCCAACGGUACCGAGCGUCGCAGGUCCGGUCUCGCCUAUCCGAUCAACGUGGCGCGCAACGUGGCCCGACACUUCGCCCCGACCGAGCGCGUCCUCGUCUCCGACGUGGAGCUCCUGCCGAGUCAGGCCCUGGCGUCGAGGUUUCUGGACAUGCUUCGCUACCGAGUGCCUAAGAGGACCGUGGCCUUCGUCUUGCCGGUGUUCGAGGUCGAGCUCGGCGUCCGACCGCCCAAGAACAAGGCCGAGCUGUUGGCUGCUCUGCGCAGCGAUGCCGCCGUUUAUUUUCACAGGUUUUUAUGCCCGCAUUGCCAACGAUUUCCCGGAUUAAUGCGAUGGAUACUGCGGCCGGAUCCGGGCAAGGUAAGACCUCUGAUUAUCACUAAGCGAGAAUACCCGCACCAUCGCUGGGAGCCAAUUUUCAUCGGGACGAAGUACGAUCCUCUCUAUACGGAGGAGAUGUCUUGGGAGGGUAGACAGGAUAAAAUGACCCAGAUGUUCGAGAUGUGCCUACAAAACUAUCGUCUUAUUAUACUGGACGGUGCGUUUCUAGUCCAUCAGCCAGGUAUAAAGCGCAAAUCUGCCGAGGACGCGACGGCCGGUACUGCCGUCGUCGACGAGCAGCAGCAAGCCUUCCAACGGGAGAAUUCCAAGAUUUAUCAGCGCGUCACUCAUCGAUUGCUCAAGCGAUAUCCCGCCGCCAAUCGCAGAUGCAGGCCUUGAACUUGAUACACAUUGAUAUAAUACUUAUUACUAGAGAUUAAAAUGGAAUAUUGUAUACGUUUUGUUACGUAAAAAAGCGAAUAGUCCUUGAAAAUCUCGAGCACCUUUUUCCCCGCUAACGGAAAAAUGGGCUUCGGAGAUUACCGAAAAAAGUAAUAAUAAUAAUAAUAAUAAUUUUAACGCAAGACAAUACAGUAAGCGAUACACGCAGAACAAUAAGUAGGUUUAGUCGCGCACGCGUAAAAUUUAAUACUAUUAUUAAUUCGAUUUUACAGAUGUUUUUAAUACUGUUGCAGAUUUUAGCGUAAGAAUGAUAGAGCAAAUGAGAGCUUUUUUCAAAUUGCAUACAGAUGCAAUUUGGUUUUGUUGCUGAAUGAUACGAUUUUAUAGAGAAUUUUGAUCACUCGUGCUUCGCGUUCUAUUUAUCCAGAUGGAAAAGGAUGAUAAUAUUUUCCAAUUAACAGCAAGUAAUUAUCGUUACCAAUUAGUUUCAUGAUACACAACGAGUUUAUGCUUUAAAUGAAUCGAUUAUGUGACUAUUAAUUUGAUGUCCCAAUUUCAUGUUGACACUGCUAAUACGACACUUUGAAAAGUUAAAAUUUAAUUAUCGUUCAAACAAAGAUUUAUUGACAGAGAAUAUGUGUGCACCUGACGAAAUGACGUUUAUGAACACAUAAUGUGUACAUAUUUUAUCGCCGUAUGAAUUUAAAAAAAAAUCACUGGUCGUUUCGAAUCGUUGAUGUUUCAAGAUUUUAAAAAUUGUAGAUAUUCGUAUGAAAAUAUUACGUUAUACAGAACGAUGAAUAAUUUCAUCGACCUGCUUCGAAUAAUAUUUUUAAAAUAAUUUAUUUUUUCUCAUCAAAACGCGAGUUCCGUAUACAGUCAAUAUUGAAUCUUCGAUUCUUGAUUGACCUCGCGCAAUAUUUAGAUCGUAGUCACACUCGCCUAUGCCAGCAUUUCAUUCAGCUUCAACUUGAAUUAAAGCACUUUUGAUAAAACACUGCAAAAAGCGCCACUCGCUAAAAAUGAAAUCGAAAAAAAACAGAAUAAAUAACGACAAAUAGCAUGAUGGUUCCUUCGAUUUAUCUUCGUACAGAGAAGCUCAAUUAUACAGGUCAAAAAAGUGUUUAAAUAUAAUUAUAUUAUAUACACUAACGUGCAUCACUUAUGAUGGAUUUUUAAACCACGGCGAGUGAUAAACGAGACGUUUUUUAGAUUAUAUAGAUAUACGAUUUUAACAUAUUUCUAGUUAUUGUAUACAAUAACAUUUGAACGUGUAGUUUUGACACAAAACGAUUUUAUAGAAAAGUUUUUUAAAAUAUAUCUUUUUAUAGAUCGCUUCGAUAGCAUAAAAUGUUUACAAUAAACGGCUAAAAUUCGCACGCGAAUUUUCAGCCACAAAGUUUAGCGACGACAAAAAAAUACGAAAAAAAAAUUAUUACUAACGCAUAGACUGAAGUACUAAUUACUCAUAUCAAAUAUCGAUAAAUAAUGAUAAUUAAUAACCAAUUGUAAUGAGUAUAGGCAUAAUUGUUUGAGUACAAAAACACUUUUGAUUGAACGCAUGGGUUUUUCUAUUAGCUGCAAAAAAAGUAUAACGACGUAGUUUUUAACGAAAUAAAAUCAAAGCAAUAUAUGAAAAAAUGAUAAAUUAUCGCCGAUUCACGUAUACGCACUUUUACAUCGCAACUAUAACGUAGGGUAAAUAAUUAUACGAAAAUUAUUUACAACGAACAACGUAACGCCAUGAAUUUUCCACUAUUGUCAGGAAUAUAUUGGGUGCUGUUAAUCGAAGCCUUUAUCGGUGAGUAAGAUAUUAUAAUGAUGCUGAUUAUGAAUAUCGUUGUAUAUUUAAUCUUCGUUGUAUGAGUCGUCAAUGGAAAUGAAAAGUUACAGUAAAUAUGAUGUCAGUCAAUUUUAUAAUAGAAUGAAAUUUUCUUACAAAAAUGAAGAAAAAUAAACAGCUUUGGCGAAUCAUAUAACAAGCGAAUAUUUCGAUCGACGACCCUGAUAAAAAUGCUGAACAUUCUAUGUCUAACUUUUUGGCAAGACAGAACCUGGACAACUAAUUGUGGAAAACUGUGCUUUGUUUUAUACAAUUAUUUUCACUUUGCCAUUUGCAGAUUUACAGAUAAAGGUACUCACCAUCUAGCGGUAGAAGCUGAAAGUUGUAUUAUAGCAUCUUGUAAAAAAAUGGUCAAAAAUGUUGGAAACGGUUCAAUUGUCAUUUUCAAAUCAAUUAAAAUGUGAAAAAUUGGCAUAUAACAUGCCAAUUGAUGGUAAUGUAUUCGAAAACAUUUUAAAGUGACAUUUCUGGUCGUUAGAUCAUCUUUAAUGUUGAGCAUUUGUACCAGGGUAUUUGUAAAUGCUACCAAGUAGAUGUUUGAUCUACGUAGCUCUUA
This is a messenger RNA of Trichogramma pretiosum, 4032 nucleotides long. Its product is annotated as beta-1,4-glucuronyltransferase 1-like. The transcript is spliced from 5 exons. Bases 11 to 1630 code for a protein of 539 amino acids. The record is from RefSeq and is a predicted model, not a curated record. NCBI's taxonomy places the organism in Eukaryota, Metazoa, Arthropoda, Insecta, Hymenoptera, Trichogrammatidae.